CCUGAACAGCUACUUAUCAGUGAGAGAGUAUCGACAAACGUCACUGUGUGAGAGCGGCCGGGGGGUAUAAAGUGGAGCUGUGCACAGGUGGGGAUGCAUUGACAGAGAGACUCCAGACUCCUACGUUCCUGCGUGAAGACGAUCACCGACACCUUGUACCGAGGAGUGACUCACUUAAUUCAUUAUCCACUCGUACAGGAUUAUUACUUUUCUGAGCGACAUUUUGUUUCAGAAGAACCUGGAAAAUGGAAAUAUACAUGUUGAUUUCCGUGUUAUCAGCGAUGUACUCCUGGAUUUUGUGCACAGUCCUAUCAGCGCCGACUGAAGAGACAUCCACCGCUUCCACAGCCACCCCGGGGCGCCAUGUGCGGACCAAACGCUGUUCCUGCGCCAAUUUCCUGGACAAGGAAUGCGUCUACUUCUGCCACUUAGACAUCAUCUGGGUCAACACACCUGAGCGCGUGGUCUCCUACGGACUAGGCAGUGAGCCCAGGACGAGGCGCGCGGUCGCGGAUUCCAUGGUAACCAGCAGUGGACCCCGGUGCCAGUGUUUCCGCCUAAACGACAACACAUGCAGAAACUUCUGCCGGCUGGAAGACCUGAGGUAUGAGGCCGUGCCAGACUUAGUGAUCCUCUCUGCCGAGGGCGAUGCUUGUGUUGAGGCGCAGUGCAAACACAAACGGCCGCUCACACCGAAGAAGGACAAAGAAUAGCAACAAAAAACAGGAGUUGCCUCUAGCAAUCAGGGCCAUUUUAAAAACCAGACUGCUGUUCAAGAAGUGGAGGGCCAGACAGCACCACAGGGCGAGAGCAUGGGAGGGCGAGAGCACAGCCUCCUAAAGAAGACAGAUAACCUUCACACCUUGUCAGUGGUGGAAAUCGAAUGGGCCCUUCUGCUAGUGUGGAGCCCUGUGGUAGACAAUAUAGAGCCAUGUUGGUGUCAUGUUGGCUUCAUGGCUGUGUUGUCAUUGUCUGCAGCAGAGCAGAGAGCAUUCACAACUGGACUUCAUCAGAUGAACAAGAUUAGAGACAAUACAGCAAGUUCCAAUUGAAAGUAGAUAAGCUGAACAGAGGACUUUAAGCCUGUAAGGCCUGUAAGACCAAGGACAUUUAUUGAUCUUGGAGGUGUCACAGGGAGACUCGAUCACAAACUCUACUCCUUUGGACUGGAAAAAAACAAGGAUUUAAGGAUUUAAUAUAAAUCCUUGUUUUAGAUAAACAAAUCAUUGUCAUAUAUGGAUGAAUGCAGUCUUCCUUGGAUUUCAAACUGCUAUCAUUUUACUCCAGCAGCAUCAAAAACAGACUGUUAUGUCUCCAUAGAAGGGAUUAUGUGCCUUCACUGACUAAAACUAUUUAUUGCAUUUGACAGGCCAUCUCCUGUAUAUCAGGUCAUUGUAGCGGUGCCAUACAGUAGCUGCUGGGAGUUUUUCAUGUGGAAGUUAUCACAAAUUUCCAUCAGAUUUUCACUAAACAUGGUAUGUCUUUUGUUGCUACUAUGUGUUCUGUUCAUUUAUUCGUUUUACAUAUUGUAAUUUGAUGGUCAUAUUGGUCCGUUACAUGUUGGUUUGGCAUUUCUGUGAAAUGUUUUGUCCCAAGGUGCCACAUUUUGGCCAAACGUAAUAAAUGUUUACACACUUAUUCAAAA
This is a messenger RNA of Larimichthys crocea (large yellow croaker), 1645 nucleotides long. RefSeq names its product endothelin 1 (gene edn1). Lineage: Eukaryota; Metazoa; Chordata; Actinopteri; Sciaenidae. The record is from RefSeq and is a predicted model, not a curated record. Gene Ontology annotation, cellular component: extracellular region. The transcript is spliced from 5 exons. Gene Ontology annotation, biological process: vein smooth muscle contraction; regulation of systemic arterial blood pressure by endothelin; regulation of vasoconstriction. Gene Ontology annotation, molecular function: endothelin A receptor binding; hormone activity; endothelin B receptor binding. The coding region runs from base 246 to 713 and encodes 155 amino acids.